GUUUCGUAGUAUAAAGUGGAAGAAGUCGCAUUUCUCUUGCUGGAUUCAAUCAAUUUUCUCUCUUCCAAAAAACUUUUUUUUUGUUUGCUUUGUUUGAUUUAAUACCCACCAAUCAUCGCUCCUUCUCCGAUUUUCUUCCUUGCCCCUCUUCCCAUUUCGGAGUUCCUACAAGUAACGUGUGUCACUUAAGGAAGUACUUGGACUGUAUGAGUUUCCAAAGUUGAUUUUUCCAUCUGACAUUGCAAUUCAGAUAGUAAUCAUGACUUAUCUGCAAGAGAAAAUUGUGAGGUUUCAGGACUGGAAUUCAGAUAAAACUUCAAGGGGUUUAUAUUCUACAGAUAACACUUUAAAUUCUGGAAAGAAUGGGACAAGGGCCGACUUAGUUUCAGAAAAACCUCACAAAGGCUUGGAUACUGGUUCUUACAGGACUAAUAGAAUUAAGAAAUCCUUGAAAUCAUCUUCUUUCAAUAAAUUUAUGUCCAGAGGUUUUGGAACCGGAAAAAAAGUACUUGACCCACAGGGGUCUUUUCUCCAAAAGUGGAAUAAGAUAUUUGUGCUGUCUUGUAUAAUUGCAGUCUCGUUGGAUCCUUUGUUCUUUUAUGUCCCUGUGAUUGAUGAUGAGAAGAAAUGUCUGGGGCUGGACACGAAGAUGGAGAUUACAGCUAGUGUGCUGCGUUCUUUCACAGACAUAUUUUAUAUUUUACAUAUUGUUUUCCAAUUUCGUACGGGAUUUAUUGCUCCUUCUUCUCGAGUAUUUGGAAGAGGUGUUUUAGUUGAAGAUGCUUGGGCAAUAGCAAAGAGAUAUCUGUCAUCGUACUUUCUGAUUGACAUUCUUGCAGUCCUCCCACUUCCACAAAUAGUGAUUCUGAUCAUUAUUCCAAAAAUGGGAGGCCCGAGAUCGUUGAAUACCAAGGACUUGCUGAAAUUUGUUGUUUUUUUCCAAUAUGUGCCUCGGUUUCUUAGAAUCUAUCCUUUAUAUAAGGAAGUUACAAGAACUUCUGUACUCACUGAAACUGCAUGGGCUGGAGCUGCAUUUAACCUCUUUCUCUACAUGCUGGCAAGUCAUGUCUUUGGAGCAUUCUGGUACUUGUUUUCUAUAGAACGGGAAACUACAUGCUGGCAGAGGGCUUGUCAUAAUCACACUGGUUGUGUUCCUACUUCACUGUAUUGUGAUGUCAAACCAGGAAAUAACUCAUUUUUGAAUAGCUCGUGUCCUAUACUAGAUGAAGACAAAACAGUUUUUGAUUUUGGAAUAUUUCUUGAUGCUCUCAAUUCUGGUGUUGUGGAGUCCAUGGAUUUUCCACAGAAGUUCUUUUACUGUUUCUGGUGGGGUCUGAGAAAUCUAAGUUCCCUGGGUCAAAAUCUCCAGACAAGCACAUACGUAUGGGAAAUUUGCUUUGCUGUUUUCAUCUCCAUCUCUGGCUUAGUACUGUUUUCAUUUCUCAUAGGGAACAUGCAGACAUAUCUGCAAUCAACCACCACAAGAUUGGAAGAAAUGAGGGUUAGAAGGAGGGAUGCAGAACAGUGGAUGUCCCAUCGUUUACUCCCCGAGAGCCUCCGAGAGCGAAUCAGGAGGUACGAACAGUACAAAUGGCAGGAAACAAGAGGUGUUGAUGAAGAGAAUCUGGUUCGAAAUCUUCCCAAAGAUCUCAGAAGGGACAUAAAACGCCAUCUCUGCUUGUCUCUGCUAAUGAGGGUACCCAUAUUUGAAAAAAUGGAUGAACAAUUGUUGGAUGCAAUGUGUGACCGUCUUAAGCCGGUACUAUACACGGAAGAAAGUUACAUUGUUAGAGAAGGAGACCCAGUAGAUGAGAUGAUCUUCAUUAUGCGAGGCAAGUUGUCCUCUGUGACUACAAACGGUGGAAGAACUGGUUUCUUUAAUUCUGAACAUCUCAAGGCGGGCGAUUUCUGUGGUGAAGAGUUACUGACAUGGGCUCUGGAUCCACAUUCCUCGUCCAAUCUGCCACUUUCGACGAGAACUGUUCUAACCAUUUCUGAAGUUGAAGCAUUUGCUUUAAAGGCCGACAACUUAAAGUUUGUAGCCUCACAGUUCCGACGGCUUCACAGCAAGCAGCUGCGGCACACUUUCAGGUUUUAUUCGCAGCAAUGGAGAACAUGGGCAGCGUGCUUUAUACAAGCAGCAUGGCGUCGAUACAGCAGAAAGAAGCUCGAACAGUCUCUCUUGGAAGAAGAGAACAGGUUGAAAGAUGCAUUGGCCAAGACAGGUGGGAGUUCUCCUAGUUUAGGUGCCACCAUCUAUGCAUCCAGAUUUGCAGCGAACAUCCUUCGAACAAUUCGACGUACAAGUUCUCGGAAGGCCAGGAUACCGGAGAGAAUACCGCCAUUGUUGCUGCAGAAACCAGCAGAGCCUGAUUUCACCUCUGAGGAGAAUAGUUGAUAGAACAAAGGUAUUUCUUGCAUACAUAAUUGAUGUCUAUUCUAUUCAUCACUACUAGUUGGCAUUCAGAAUGUGAGAAUGUUUCUGCCACUGUAUCAUUAAUAGCUUGAUAGCCACCUGAGGUCACAAUUAGGCAGAAUCCCAAGCAAAUGGUCAUUUUGCCUGAACUACAAGUUUAUCUGGGAUCACUGAUAGAUGCCUGGCUGCUGAUCUCAUGCUGUUGAGUUCGCUACGAGUUCGUCGAACAAGAUUUGUGAAUAUUUAUAAUUGUAACUGUAAAAUGGUCAGUGCCGUGUAGGUCGAUGUUUUUCUUUGUAUGAUGGUCUUUUUUUUCUCUCCCCCUCUUUUAGAAGAUCACAUUAGUAGGUUUUUUGGGUUUCAGUAAGAUUUUAGUCAAUUGUAUGACUUCCAUUCCCUGUAAAUGUCCUGCAACUUCUGUUCUUGAUCUGCAAACUCUCUCUGGUAAUGUAAUAGAUGAAGUUCAGUUCUCCAAAAGAAUUGGAUAUA
Momordica charantia (bitter melon) is the source of this 2905-nucleotide messenger RNA. It is a transcript of the gene CNGC1, whose product is annotated as cyclic nucleotide gated channel 1. The record is from RefSeq and is a predicted model, not a curated record. Gene Ontology annotation, molecular function: monoatomic ion channel activity. Lineage: Eukaryota; Viridiplantae; Streptophyta; Magnoliopsida; Cucurbitales; Cucurbitaceae. Gene Ontology annotation, biological process: transmembrane transport; monoatomic ion transport. Gene Ontology annotation, cellular component: membrane.